Copidosoma floridanum is the source of this 709-nucleotide messenger RNA. It is a transcript of the gene mRpL40, whose product is annotated as mitochondrial ribosomal protein L40. Gene Ontology annotation, cellular component: mitochondrial large ribosomal subunit; mitochondrial ribosome. The record is from RefSeq and is a predicted model, not a curated record. Lineage: Eukaryota; Metazoa; Arthropoda; Insecta; Hymenoptera; Encyrtidae.
CUAAAAGCAGACGUUUUUCUCUAUCACAUGUGAUAUUCGGUGUUAUUUUUGAAUGACCGAAUCAACGAACCCCAGGCAAUAAUGAACAUUGGAUUAUUGUUAAAUUCAUUUUCAAGGCUCAAGAUAAAUAAUGCCAUUCCAUCACGGAACAUUUCUAUUUAUCCUUCGCUCUUUCUAAACACUACAAACGUUCUAUUUGCAGAACCAUUAAAAAAGAAAAGGAGGAUUGAUCCUGGAAUUGUCAGAGCAAGAGAAGAGCGUAGAAAAAGAAAAUUAGAAAAAUCUAUACGGAAGCUACAAAAAACUGCUCGACAAUUAAAACCUAUUGCUGAAAUAGAAGUGCCAGCAAAACUUAAAAAAGAACUAGAACUUAGAAAACGAGAAGUACCAGCAGUAUCUGCUGAGAAACUGGAAAGCGAAGUACUUUUGAAGAAAGAAUGGACUAGAUAUAAAACAAAACAGCAUAAAGAAACUUUACAGUUGAUAGAAAAAUUUAUGUCUGCACAGAAAAAAUCUCUUGAUGAGCUCAGACUAAUAUCGGAAGAGCUCUAUCAAGAGGCAAUACAGAUUGAUCCCGAGUUGUUGCCAUUUUCAACCAAAGGUCCAGUGCGUACACCUCCUAUUGAAGGCUAUGAUCCUCCAGAUGGUGAAUACAUAGAUAUUACCAAAAAAUAUGAAGGAGAAACUUGAGUCAAAGACAUGAGUUGGA